Molecule: messenger RNA, 958 nt
Organism: Paramacrobiotus metropolitanus
Lineage: Eukaryota; Metazoa; Tardigrada; Eutardigrada; Parachela; Macrobiotidae
Exons: 4
Coding region: 134-958 (274 amino acids)
Molecular function (GO): protein binding
Source: RefSeq, a predicted model, not a curated record
CAAACUUAGGCACCGGCAACAUAAUUCUCUGCAUGGUGAAUCUUACUCAUAUUCGUGCAGUUGCAACUCGUUAUUUUUUUAAUAUUUAGCGGGAAUCCACAGUUUAUCAUCGUUAGAAGAAUUUCGUUUAAAAAUGGCUCAUAUUCUAUUGCCAUAUUUUCUUUUAUUUUGCGGAGCUUUCUUGUUGUCUUGCAGAGCGCAAAGCAGUUUACCACGGUACGACGGAACACCGGUUAGUCAACGCGAGUGCGCCAGUCGCCCAAGAAAUGCUUGCUGGAAAGGUCUUGAUAACUGUCUCGAAGCCGGUAUCGGGCAAAUGAUUUUCAGGAAAGUGCCGGGAACCGUGUGGACGUUAGAAUGCUACAAAAAUGUCACUGCCCGUGAUUUUUUGGACACUGCCAGUAGUAUUGCCAUCGUUAAUCCACACCGAGCUGUUAAAGUGUUUGCAAACGGUGAAGACUCCUACCAGCUAACACAGCAGCUUGUCGACCCGAUAAGAGCACAAUUAAUUGAGCUGCAUUACUGGAGCUGCCGAGACAACACGGCCACAACCACGUUGGGGGCAUUGCGAUUGCCGAACUUGCUGUACUUGCAGUUUCAUGGCUGCACCAGUUUAGUGAUAAAACGAGACGAUUUUCGCCACUUCAAGAAUUUGAGAAAUCUUGAUUUCCACAUGACGUCGAUUGAAUCGAUUGAGCCGGAGACAUUCAAGGAUCUCCCGCAGCUGAGGUCACUCCAGCUAGAACACGACUACGUGAAUCUUCUUGGUCGACUUCACGAAAAUGAUCACGAUAACCAGUACGCUACUCCUCAGAUCCAGGCGGCUAUUCGUAAGAUUCACUGUGCCUGCGAUUAUGCAUGGCUGCGGAACUGGCUGAAAGCCAGUCCUUUUCUUCUGAGCGACCGCGACGAAGGGGAAUUAUACAUUAUCGGAAAUCAUCCCAGUGCACGAAUCUGA